Molecule: messenger RNA, 534 nt
Organism: Anopheles funestus (African malaria mosquito)
Lineage: Eukaryota; Metazoa; Arthropoda; Insecta; Diptera; Culicidae
Exons: 1
Coding region: 82-426 (114 amino acids)
Source: RefSeq, a predicted model, not a curated record
CAUAAUUUCUCUAGCACCAGUUCAUUUCGAUCCAUUACGGGCUCCUUCCUUCGUCACAACAAAACCAACCACUGCUGGAGAAUGGCAAUAUUUGUAGAGCUACUGUUGGCGAUGGUGCUUUUGCCGAUUGUACUCCAGGUGGGCGGUCCGUACGCCACGGCCGAAAAGGUUUGGGUCGAUCGGGACCAAGUGUACUGUGGCCAUAUCGAUUGUACGCGGGUCGCUACCUUCAAGGGUGAGCGAUUCUGCAGCCCGUGCGAUACGCGACACUUUUGCGAAUGUAAGGAAACGUUGGAGUCGCUGCCGUACAUGUACGAAUGCCCCGGCACGGAACCGUGCCAAACGAGCGAUCGGCGUGGGACCUGCCAGAAAACGAUGCAUGACAAACUGUGCAACCUUAUCGACAAACCCUUCCUGGAACAGUGAGCAGUUUUUAUUGGGUGUUUGAAAAUAAAAUCAAAAAUAUGUUUCAAAACUUAGAUGUUGGAGAAGCAGUCUAAAAGUUCAAUAAAAAUAAAAGUUUCCCAAAAAGAA